AUGUCCAAGAAUCCGACCAAAGCUUCACCAAACCCAUCUCCCACAUGGAAGUCUUAUUGGAGGCUGACAAGGAUUCACCUCUGGCCUGCCGGUACCAUCCUCUUCUUUUGGCCAUGCAUGUGGGCAUUAACAAUGUGUGGGUACGCGCUUGGGCUUCCACCGAGACAGCUUGCCAUCCAGGCAUUCGCCUACCUUGUCGGUUGCACCAUCCGGCAUAAUGCCGCAUGUAUCUGGAACGAUAUUUGUGACAGGGAAUUUGAUCGUCAAGUUGAACGUACGAAGUCUCGACCUAUAGCUUCUGGCUCAAUCACUGUUCCCGCGGCGCUGCUUUUUCUCGCCGUACAUUGCUUCGUUCUCAUUGCGGUGCUCGCAUUGGCGGGGCAAGAAGCAUCCAAAGUGGGACUCUUCGGUCUGCUGACAUUUGAGAUGGUCUACCCUCUGUCAAAACGUUUCACCAACUGGCCACAGGCAUGGUUAGGCGAGGUUCGAUUGUGCUUGGGGAUUUCCAGUCGUGUGGAUUUCGAACUGGGGGUUGUCUGUUGGACCAUUCACUUUGACACCAUUUAUGCAUGCCAAGACAAAGAGGACGACGUUCAAGCUGGAGUCCACUCUUGUGCCCUUCUGUUCGGAAAUUAUAUUCGGCCCAUCUUGGCCCUCUUUGCGGCUGCCUUCGUAGGCUGCCUCGCGUACGCAGGACAUCUGAACGGCCAGAGUCCGCUAUACUUCGUGAUCACCGUUUUGGGCACCGCCCUUCACCUGAUCUGGCAGCUUAGCCAUGCUGAUCUGGAGAAGAACGGUGGGAAGAUUUGGAAAUCCAAUGGCGGUCUUGGCUAUCUGAUUUGGGGAGGCAUGAUAUCUGAUUACACGUACAAGUUGAUGGUAUAA
Fibroporia radiculosa is the source of this 885-nucleotide messenger RNA. RefSeq lists its product as uncharacterized. Gene Ontology annotation, molecular function: 4-hydroxybenzoate polyprenyltransferase activity. Lineage: Eukaryota; Fungi; Basidiomycota; Agaricomycetes; Polyporales; Fibroporiaceae. Gene Ontology annotation, cellular component: mitochondrial inner membrane. The record is from RefSeq and is a predicted model, not a curated record. Bases 1 to 885 code for a protein of 294 amino acids. The transcript is spliced from 8 exons. Gene Ontology annotation, biological process: ubiquinone biosynthetic process.